UGUUUUCCGUCAUUGCGUCACUUCCGCCGCGGUCCGGUGUGGCGCGAGUCGCGAGAUAGUGAACAAUUUGCGAGAACAGAAAAACGCAAACUUGUGUUCACGCAGCUGCUGGGUUAUAUCUUAUAACUGAAAACAAAUAAAUCCUUUUGACAAACGUGUGGAGAAAGCGGCGAUUGGAUUUAUCGGAGGGAACAUGCCGCGGCGGAAGAGAACUGCGGGCAGUAGUUCAGACGGGACUGCAGAUUCGGAUGACUCUGGAGAUCAUGAGAAGACCGACAGCUCUCACGGUGAAGCCAACCAGCGCAAUAACACCCGCAUGACCCGAGCAUCACUGCGCCUUAGCCAGAGCUCUCAAGAUGCUCCACCCGAUAUAAAGCAAGCAGUGGAGCGAGAUGAGUCUCCUCCCAGGACGCCAACAGGAAACGCCCCGUCGUCUGAAUCAGACAUCGACAUAUCCAGCCCCAACGCAUCCCACGAUGAGAGCGUGACUAAAGACCAGAAAGACUCUGGCAGCGAUCCCUCUCAUCGGCCAAAACGCCGCCGCUUUCAUGAGAGCUACAACUUCAAUAUGAAGUGCCCCACACCUGGGUGCAAUUCUCUGGGACAUUUAACAGGUAAACAUGAGCGCCAUUUCGCCAUUUCAGGAUGCCCUCUCUAUCAUAACCUCUCUGCAGAUGAAUGCAAGGUGAAGGCUAUCGAGCGUGAGAAACAAGAUGAAGAGCGCAGUCAGGGGCAGAACGAGGAGAACAGGCACGCUACUCGACAUCAGGCACCAACUCCAAGACAGGUCCGAUAUAAAGAGAAAGUCAUUGAGAUGAGGAAGAGGAGAGAUUCUGGGCUGAGUAAAGACCAAAAGGAAAAGUACAUGGAGCACAGACAAACGCAUGGAACCACUCGCGAACCAUUGCUGGAGAACAUCACCAGUGAUUAUGAUCUGGAGCUCUUCAGAAAAGCUCAGGCUCGUGCAUCAGAGGAUCUGGAGAAACUGCGUCUUCAAGGUCAGAUCACAGAGGGCAGUAACAUGAUCAAAACCAUUUUUUUUGGCCGCUAUGAGCUGGAGACGUGGUACCACUCUCCAUACCCAGAGGAAUAUGCCCGUCUGGGGCGACUGUAUGUCUGUGAGUUCUGCCUCAAGUACAUGAAGAGCCAGACCAUCCUGCGCAGACAUAUGGCCAAAUGUGUGUGGAAACAUCCUCCAGGGGAUGAAGUCUAUAGAAAAGGUGCCACCUCUGUGUUUGAGGUUGAUGGAAAAAAGAACAAGAUCUACUGCCAGAACCUCUGCUUGCUGGCCAAGCUGUUUUUGGACCAUAAAACACUGUAUUAUGAUGUGGAGCCUUUCCUGUUUUAUGUCAUGACUGAAGCUGAUAACACAGGCUGUCACCUUGUGGGAUAUUUCUCAAAGGAGAAGAACUCGUUCCUGAAUUACAAUGUGUCUUGUAUCCUGACCAUGCCACAGUACAUGAGACAGGGCUAUGGCAAGAUGCUGAUUGACUUUAGUUACCUGCUGUCGAAGGUUGAAGAGAAGGUGGGCUCUCCUGAACGCCCGCUCUCUGAUCUGGGCCUCAUCAGUUAUCGCAGCUAUUGGAAGGAAGUCCUGCUACGCUACAUGUACAAUUUUAAGGGCAAAGAGAUCUCCAUUAAAGAGAUCAGUCAAGAGACUGCAGUGAACCCAGUGGAUAUCGUCAGUACACUGCAGUCCCUUCAGAUGCUUAAGUACUGGAAAGGAAAACAUCUAGUUUUGAAAAGACAGGACCUGAUUGACGAUUGGAAGGCCAAAGAGACUAAAAGGGGAAACAGCAAGACCAUCGACCCCGGCUCUCUCAAAUGGACCCCUCCUAAAGGAACCUAAUUGACUUUAUUAUUUUUUUCAUCCCUUUUUAUGACUCCAUCACGUCUUUUGCAAUGGCUUCAUCUCUCAUUUUUGUCUCCUUUUAUGUGCCCUUUGAAACUUUUAUACAGUAAUAUUUAUUUUUCUGGAAGUCUUUGGCCAAAGUAUUUUCUCUGCCCCUGCGUAUUUUUAAAUGUAGAUGUAUUUUGAUUCUCUUUUUAAAAGCAAAAAAAUAAGCUUAUCGUCAUUAGAAUGUAGAAAAAAGGGGCCUUACAUUACAAAAAAUCUCAUUUAAUUACACAUUCUUUAACAAAACAGUAUUUCUUUUGUGUUUUUGUGAAAAUGUCUUGAUUGAAAUGAGAACAGAGCUGAAGAGAAAUGUCAUUUUGAUAAAUACUUUUAUUACGCCAUUUAUUUGAUAUCCCAGCAAGACAUUUGCUUGUGUGUGUAUACUCCCAGUUUCCCUGGAGUACAAUGUUAAGAGUGAAGAAUAACUGUGUUUUUAGACGUCUGUGAGGUCGUCAGUACUGAAGUCUGUCCCAUUCCUCCUGCAGAUCUGCUGUGUGAAGAACAUUAUAUCAUUUCAGGUCCGUUUCAUCACUUUGCAUAAAUACACUUCUGAUACUU
Molecule: messenger RNA, 2455 nt
Organism: Danio rerio (zebrafish)
Lineage: Eukaryota; Metazoa; Chordata; Actinopteri; Cypriniformes; Danionidae
Source: RefSeq, a predicted model, not a curated record